GUCGUGCCAGAGUCACACGUUGUCUUCCUCGACCGAGAGCCAGGUGUAUGUACAGAGACACAAUGUUACGUUGUCGCUAUCCCAAGACAGUCAACAAACACCAUGACUUCUUGCGACGGGUCAGCACACAUGGCGCUCAUCUAGUAUGAUACACGCUUCUCAGUUCUUGUCCAAAACUAGACAUUAGUAAUAAGCCUUCUCCUCCUCUAUACUGAGGUACUGCUGGCGCUGGGCCACCUCUUCCUUCGACGCCCAGGCAGCCCACGCCCCACCGUCAUUUGGAGGAGCCUCUACAAGUGCCUUGCUGGCUGCGUCCAUCUCCGCGAUCGUGCUGGUACAGACACCACGAGUGCCUUUUCUAAUUAUCAUCACCCCACCCUUCCUUCAAAUUCCCAACCUGUGUACAAAAGUCUACUAUGGAACACAACACAACCGAGGAGGAGCAGCAGGAUUAUACUCGGUUUGUCAAACAGAUCCCCGUCGAGCAGUACAAUGACCCCGCUUUCCUGAAUAGAAGCCCCGACGAUGAGCAGCCAAGUUUGGGGGGACACGGCACUUUGGAGAUUUUAGAAGUUACACAGAUACUGCAUGGAGCUGGCAUUACCUGUUGUCUGGUUGGUAUUUCCGCUCUGAUCUACUAUGGCGCCGGGAGAGGACGCAGGGACUGGGAGGUGUGUGUGCCCACAGAGAAGCUUAGAGAAGCGUCUGCACUUCUAGAUUCAGUCAACACUUACGAAACCUAUCCGCCUCGCCCCCCCCCCCCGACCUGUGUCGUACGCAAAGCAAUGUGCUUUACCUUGAUCCCCUCAGAUGACGCGCAUAUUGAUUGCAUACCCCCCAAUAUUGAGUUUAGCCAAAUGGGCCUCCCGUACCCGACCCUAGAGAUAUUCGCACAGAGUCUUCUCGACACCAACGAUAUGGUGGCGCUCACAGACCUUAUAGACGGCAUGGAUCUAACCGAACAAUGGGGUUUAGAGCAUCUGAAACUCGACGCCGAAAAUGAUUUAGCAUGGACGCGGCGAAAAAAUGAGAAGAUUCGAGCUUCGGUUCCACUUUCCCCAGACUCGUGUCUCUUGGAACUUGGAACCAAUACCAUCAACCUAAAAGAGACCUGGAAUGCCACUGUCCGAACCAAAGAGCGUCGGAUCGGGGCGGAAUUCGCAGAGGGAUAUUGGGCCACGCGGUUCCGUGGUCGAGGAUCUGCAGAUCCGCGGUCUACAGAGAGGUACCACGCAUAAGGCGCGGACGCUGCGAGGAUACCCGCCUAGCAUGACUUACAGUAAUUUACAUGAGCUGGUGUUUUUGUACUCGAUGACAUAAGCUCGCCAGAACCAGCGUCACUCGGCGCGUACCCCUGGUCGAUAUAGUCUCCAAAGCUCGGAGACAUCUCUUUGUAUCUUUAGCUACACUGCAGAAUCUCCGAGCUGUAGAAGAAUACACCUCAGUAUGUUCUGAAAGGGGCGUAAAGCUGUUCCGAUGUUAAUGUGUUCUGUAAGACAUGAUCAACAGCACGAAAUGCGCAC
Cucurbitaria berberidis CBS 394.84 is the source of this 1523-nucleotide messenger RNA. RefSeq lists its product as uncharacterized. NCBI's taxonomy places the organism in Eukaryota, Fungi, Ascomycota, Dothideomycetes, Pleosporales, Cucurbitariaceae. The coding region runs from base 417 to 1238 and encodes 273 amino acids. The record is from RefSeq and is a predicted model, not a curated record. The transcript has 3 exons.